This is a messenger RNA of Bicyclus anynana (squinting bush brown), 2166 nucleotides long. RefSeq lists its product as uncharacterized. The record is from RefSeq and is a predicted model, not a curated record. Gene Ontology annotation, biological process: synapse organization. Bases 204 to 1460 code for a protein of 418 amino acids. NCBI's taxonomy places the organism in Eukaryota, Metazoa, Arthropoda, Insecta, Lepidoptera, Nymphalidae. Gene Ontology annotation, cellular component: neuron projection membrane. The transcript has 8 exons.
CCGCUCGCUCCCGACUCAGUACCACGCAGCCUCUCGAAGCGGGAACUCGACCUUAGCUAGCGGCCAUUGUAGCAUGUACCCAGUAUAGACGUCCGUAGUGGAGUGCAGUGUUCAGUGCGUGUGUAAACCCGAUUUAAAUGUGCUGUUUUGUGUUAAAAAUGUGAGCGGCGUGAUGCGUCAACGCCUGUGAUGUCCGGUCUAAUAUGCGGUGGCGCGGUCUCUACUUUGUGUGUCUAGCAUUAUGCUGCAUACGUACUGCGUCAGAACCGUCGCUGGUGCCGGAAGAUUAUCACACGAACGGCGACCGAACUCGACGGAGCGAUGAAAAGGACGGGCUCGCCCUGUCCAGGGAAAUAUUUAAGAAUAUUACCAAGAAGCUGCGGGAAAAUAUCAAGCUAGAGGCGACUGACGGGAGCGAUCAUUUGUUACAGAAUAAGGUCGAGGAUUCCCGUCACUAUGCGCCAUAUCAAGAAUAUCACCACUACGAGCGGCACUGGGGCCCAUAUUUCGAGGAGCGGAACAUCACUAAAGCCUCCGCGCAUGUUGGUUCAGAGGCUCUAUUGAAUUGCCGAGUUGUUAUGCUCAAAGACAAAACCGUCAUGUGGCUAAGGAACACAACGGACACGGCCCAGCUCCUCACAGUUGGCCCGUCGCCCUACGCCGGCGAUAACCGGGUGGCUGUGAAAUUUCAAUACCCGAAUAAUUGGAGGCUUAGCAUUAACCCAGUCAAGUGGUCCGACGCGGGCCUUUAUAUGUGCCAAAUAUCUACACACCCGCCGAGGAUCAUAUAUGCUAAUUUCAGCGUGCUUCCUCCCGUAUUAACAAUAAAUGGCGAUAUAACACACGACGUAAAAGAUAGGUUCUAUAAAGCCGGCAGUUCCAUAAAGCUUUCCUGCGUAAUAUCAGAGGAAUACGUUUCAUCACUACCCAGUAAACCUACAGCGACUACUAAAAUGCCAACAACAACAACACCUUUAACGACUACAACGGAAUUGACUACAAAAAUGAGCACAAUAUUCAAUAGAAUAGAUUUAAUGUUGAACAAAAGUUGGAGUGUGGAGACUACAACGAUUACGUCAACAGUUAGUAUAAGUACAACAGCUAAGAGUACAGAGUGGACAACGACAACUGAAGCAACUACUCUAAAGCCGGUCACUAGAGCUGCGGUGAACAAUGUUUACGGAAUUUCUUGGAAAAAACAAGGAAAGGAUUUUGUUGACUCAGUCACGUGGCGUAACGUGAGCGCCACAAUCAGCGUAACAUCGGCGUCGCAAAAUGACUCCGGGACUUACACUUGUAAUUUGUUAAAUCAUUCGCAAGUGACUGUCAACGUGCAUGUUUUGAUUGGUGAAAACCAAGCAGCGGUUCAUCAUGACACGUGGAACAAGGGAUCUAUCUUCUGGAAACCCCAUAGUUUAUGUUUACUAAUCAUUGUAGCGAUAUUAUUAAUUUUAACAUAAACAUUUACAUAACAAUAAAAUGUAUAAUUAAUUUUUAUUACACAACGUUGUACCUGAUGAGCAUUUCAUUCCAAAUACAUAUUAAUUAGUUACUGGUAUACAUGCUAAAAUAAAUUACUUUAACAGUAUAUUAUACCGAAUCAGCAAACUGCUGACAUAGUUUAGCUUUGCAACAAAGGUUUUACGUCUAAAUACAAGUGAAAAAGCUUUGUCGAAGACAUAAUACCAUUACAAUGAAAGUUUAAGUCCUUUAGAAAAGAAAAAAGAAAUGCCUAUGAAAAUUUUCUUCAGUGCAUAAGAGUGUUCAAUCACUUUCCAUUUGUGGUUCAAGAAAUUCAUCCUCUUAUGUAACUACUCGUAAUAAAUGCGAAAGAUUUUUAGAAUGACUGUAUGGAUAUUUUUUACUAUUCCACACGCAAAAAUUUUUGGGCGGUUUUUGGGGAUCCAAUCCAAUUUUUCGGGGAUAUAAUAUAUAAUUUAUAACAGAUUUUCUGUGGGAUAGUGAAACAUCUCAAAUUCGCUCAGAUGAAUUCACGGACAUCAGCUAGUUAAAAAUGUAUAAAUGGAAAAACGUCUGAGUCCAAUUUUUCGGGGAUAUAAUUUGUAAAUACUCGCGGAAUAUCGCAUAAAAUAACAGCGUUUCUGUGGGAUAGUGAAACAUCUCAAAUUCGCUCAGACGAAUUCACGGACAUCAGCUAGUUAAAAA